Molecule: messenger RNA, 1184 nt
Organism: Anarrhichthys ocellatus (wolf-eel)
Lineage: Eukaryota; Metazoa; Chordata; Actinopteri; Perciformes; Anarhichadidae
Product: serotonin N-acetyltransferase-like
Exons: 4
Coding region: 140-820 (226 amino acids)
Biological process (GO): circadian rhythm; response to light stimulus
Cellular component (GO): cytoplasm
Molecular function (GO): aralkylamine N-acetyltransferase activity
Source: RefSeq, a predicted model, not a curated record
GGAGCUGGUCAGUCCGCAGAAUCUCACCAGCACCACACGGCUCAACAUCCUCCGGGCCUGACCGAGGUGAUCCUGCUGAGCGGGAAAGAAGGAGUCAAGAGGAUAAGUUUUAUUUAGAAGGGGAGGGGAGUACCGUCGUAUGAUGUCCGUCGUUAGCUUGCAGCCUUUCAUCAAACCAAUGCAGCCAACACCGUCGAUUUCCCCCGGUAUGCAAAGGAGACACACUCUUCCCGCCAGCGAAGUCCGACCGCUCAACACGCAGGAUGCCAUAUGCGUCUUUGAAAUCGAGCGAGAAGCAUUUAUAUCAGUGUCAGGUGAGUGUCCCCUCCACCUGGAUGAGGUGCGUCACUUCCUCACGUUGUGUCCAGAGCUGUCCAUGGGCUGGAUCGAGGAGGGCCGGCUGGUGGCGUUUAUCAUCGGCUCUCUCUGGGACAAGGACAGACUCACUGAAGACGCACUGACUCUCCACAAACCCCGCGGCUCCACCGUCCACAUCCACAUCCUCGCGGUCCACCGCACCUUCAGGCAGCAGGGCAAAGGGCCCAUCCUGAUGUGGCGUUACCUGCAGUAUCUCCGCUGCCUGCCCAACGUGCGCCGGGCAGUGCUCAUGUGCGAAGACUUCCUCAUUCCCUUCUACCUCAAGUCGGGCUUCAAGGUGCUGGGGCGCUGCGCCAUCACCGUGGCCAACCUGACCUUCACGGAGAUGUUGUACCCGAUCAGCGGCCACGCGUACAUGCGGCGCAACAGUGAGGCAAUCCGUUUCCCUCAGCAUCCCUUGACUCUGCCACUGGCGAAGACUGAUGAACACGUUGAUGUAUGAUGUAUUACAUCGAGAUAUAUGAGUUAUCUGCGCAGGCUGUCUUUCAUUGAGAAAUUCUCUUAUUGUGUCCAAUAAAAACAAGAAUGUUUUCCACUUUGUGUUUUUUCCCCUCACCUGUGGGAGGAGUAGAGUUGACUCUGUCACUGGGGUUAAUGCUGUGUUGUGUUUGUGGUAGACAUUUAGACUGUAAGCUCUGCUGCUUAGCACCUUUCUGGGCUCUCGCACACAACUAUGGACUGACGUCAGCCACUAGGCUUUAGCUGCUCAACCACAGCUCCUGUUCUCCAGCUCUAUUAGAGGGCUUUAGCUAUUGUAAACUAGAGGACUGCACUCAUCUGUUAGUCUGCACAUCGAGACUUUGUAU